Messenger RNA from Malania oleifera, 2582 nucleotides. Its product is annotated as UV-stimulated scaffold protein A homolog. NCBI's taxonomy places the organism in Eukaryota, Viridiplantae, Streptophyta, Magnoliopsida, Santalales, Ximeniaceae. Gene Ontology annotation, biological process: response to UV; transcription-coupled nucleotide-excision repair. The record is from RefSeq and is a predicted model, not a curated record. Gene Ontology annotation, cellular component: chromosome. Gene Ontology annotation, molecular function: RNA polymerase II complex binding. The transcript is spliced from 2 exons. The coding region runs from base 116 to 2077 and encodes 653 amino acids.
CGAAAAAUGUAAAAACGAAAACACGAGAGUCUACUUUACGACCCGAAAACGAUUUGCGGGAGAACCGAAAGCGUUUUUAGUAAAACAUUGCAUCGAAUCGAUCAACCUCAGGACGAUGAUGGAGGAGGAGGAGGGUAGAGAGGGAGGAGGAGGAGGAAAGGUUUGUGCGCUGAUAGAGAAGGCGACGAAUUCCUCUGCGCCGGAGGUGGACCCUCGGCUUCUUAAGUCCAUCAAAUCCCUAGUCCGCUAUUCGGAUUCGGAGCUUCGACUCGCCGCCCAGACCUUGAUGUCCCUCAUGAAGCGAGACCAUUCUCAGGUGCGGUACCUGGCACUUCUCAUAAUUGAUGAACUGUUCAUGCGGUCAAAGCUUUUCAGAACUCUCCUCGUUGUGAACUUAGAUCAGUUACUGAGUUUAAGUGUUGGAUUUAGGAGAAACCUUCCGCUCCCUGCUCCUCCUGCUGUUGCAUCUGUUUUGCGGUCAAAGGCGAUCGAGUUCUUAGAGAAGUGGAAUGCUUCAUUUGGGAUUCAUUAUAGACAACUCAGACUAGGAUUUGACUACCUGAAAAACACUCUUCGGUUCCAAUUUCCUAAUUUACAGGCAAAUUCUGCUCGAAUUCAGCAGCAAAGAAGGGAAAGGGAGAUGAGGUCAAAAGAGAUAUUAUUGAGCAAGUUUGAAACACUCAAGGGAAAUAUUUCUUCCAUCAAGGAUGAAAUACAGUCAACAAUUGGUGAGAUUGCGGAAUGUUUGGACAUUGUGCAUGCUAAAGAUGAAGUUAUCCCACUGGCGCCCAUUGAUGAUGAAGAAAUUGAGGAGUUCCGAAGUUCUGAACUGCGGCAGAUUCGUCUUGAUUCACUUAAAGAAGGGGAAAAGGUUCAUGAGAAUAGUGAUAAUAAAGUGGUUUUUGAUGCAUUGAGAGAGCAAUACAAGCUGCUAGUGACAAGGCAUUUGGUUUCAGUGCAGGAAUGGAUUUCUGUUCUUGUAAGAGUUGAAAUAGCAGACAAGAGAUUUAGAGAUUCCACAUUAAAAGAGUUCAUUGAUAUCCGAAAUCAUAUCCAAUCUGUGAAGAAGAAGUGUGAAGAAUCUGGCUGUGUUCUUCCUAAUGCUAUUAAUAAUGAGGAAGAAGAUAUCUGGGAGGAGGGUAAGAUUGAACCUUUUAAGAAUGGGAGCUCAACUGUACCCAGCAAGCAAAUUGAAGAUCUUCCCAUGGUCAGAAUGUCAAAUGAGGUGCAAAAUGGAACUCCUGAGCAUGGGAAUAAAGUGCCAAAUGGCAAUGAAAUGCUGGAUCGUGAAUGUUGUGGAUCUGAUUCAAACUCUUUGAGGGGUAAGCUUUUGGCUGAAGCUCCUGUCAUGAAGUGGGGCUCUUUCUUGGAUAACUGGGGUUUGAACCGGGACAUUCUGGCUAAUCAGAGGGGAUUAGAGCUAGAAGGUCAUUGGGGUCGAGUGGACAAUGAUGCGGUUAUUCCUGCUGAGAAAAUUGCAGAGUUAAAUGUUCAGACAACUCUUUACAAAGAAGAGCAUGUUGAAAUACAACCAUGCCGAGCCCCUUUGGGCAAAGGGAGGCUUUGUCAAAGAAGAGAUUUGAGAGUUUGCCCAUUUCAUGGGCCCAUCAUACCUCGAGAUGAUGAAGGAAAACCAAUUUACGAGAGCUCUUCAACGGACAUAAUAGAUCUUGAUGUGGGGAAUAAUUUAGUGAAUAAGUUGGCUAAGCAGGCAGUUAUGAAUGUUAGAGAUAGAGAUAAAGAGGCAGCAAAGAAGAGAGAAUAUGAUAAGCAGUCUUUGAAACGCGCAAAGCUUGCAAAGGUUAGGGAACACAAUGAUGCAGUUUUACGUGAAGCUGCCUUGGCUUCAACUUCAAGAUCUGCAGUUGUUGUGGAAGAUUUGGAGGCAAUGAAGGCAGAGAAAUCCUCCAACAGGAAAGAGAAGCAAACCCUAGCAUCCAUGUUGCGUAAGAAGGUGACUAGAAAAGAUAGGUUAGGUCAAAGGCUUUUGAAUACUCGAGCAAGGGAUUCAACAAGAAGGCAGCUGACACUGGGUGAGGAUUCAAAGUACAGGGAAGCUUUCCCAAAUCAAUGGUAGAUGGGUACUUCCAUGUCUAGCUAUAAGGCUUUCUAGGAGAAUUGGCAUUCCAUGGAUGCAUGUGCUGCUAAUGGAGCAUCAUUUGCAGGAUAUUUUAUGAGGUUACGGUUUCCUUGAUCAGUUUUGAAUGAGUAUUUUCCUGUCAAGCGAAAGGGCUUUCUUGGAGGUGGUUGUAGUGGAGAGAUUGUUUAUGGUUCAUUCUUGCCAUGCAAAAGUCUAGAAAACAAAAGGAAAAGGAAGAUUGAGGAUGUGAGGCAUUGCCAGUUGUUAUGUCUGAUGUAACUGAAAAGUAUUGCCAUUCAGUUUUUAUGCUGUUGACAUAGAUGCAAUUUAGGCUUUGAGGAAAGUGGAAUAUUUGAAGGAAACAGUAUGAGGGUUGCUGUUGUACAUGUAUAAGUUGUCUUUUAUAAUUUACCCUUUCUUAGAUUUUAUUCAAUGCAGAUAAAUAAAUGUGAAGCUUGUUUGUAUAUUAAUAAUAAAUAACCAUGAAUUGUUUUCCUCUGAA